Molecule: messenger RNA, 4190 nt
Organism: Hypoxylon fragiforme
Lineage: Eukaryota; Fungi; Ascomycota; Sordariomycetes; Xylariales; Hypoxylaceae
Product: nitrite reductase
Exons: 4
Coding region: 534-4037 (1167 amino acids)
Molecular function (GO): heme binding; oxidoreductase activity; 2 iron, 2 sulfur cluster binding
Source: RefSeq, a predicted model, not a curated record
CAUCGGAUCCCCUUAUCGCACUUACACAGUAGUUACCUCCUAUCACAACGUCCCCAAAGCCAAGCUCAACAGCUGCGAACCAGCGUGACAUUUGCUCCCUGACAAGAAACCCCCCCCCCUCUUAUAACAUUGAACAUAUCGGUAGGAAUAAGAUGUAAAUAAAUCGCUAGCUAGCUACCCGUCUCCUGGGUAUAGAUCAGACAUGUCCAAUAUUAUCUAGUAUCUAUUAGUAUUAUCUUCCCUACCAACACAUCUUCCAUCCGGAGAUGCACAUAUCUGGCAUGGAGAGAGUAUAUAAAAUACCAGCACUUUAUGCUACCUAUUACUGUUUCUGUGUAACUUCCUAUAACACUCCUUGACUACUUCUCAAAGCUUUCGUUUGAUACCUAUACCUUCAUAUUCAUCUAACCUAGGUUACUAUCUUUCUGUAGGAUAUAGCAGCUGCUUGGUUAUACCUACAGGAAACGCGAGGUUGUGAUGUAGUCGCCAUCAAUCAUCUUAAUCAUCUCAAUCCCCCUAUACAGACAGCCAUCAUGUCUAGCAACAGUAGAACGAAAUUGGUCGUCGUCGGCCUGGGAAUGGUCGGCAUUGCCUUCAUAGAAAAGCUCCUGAAACUCGACGCCAGAGCCCGCGAAUACGACGUCGUCGUCAUUGGCGAAGAACCCCACCUCGCCUAUAACCGAGUUGGUCUGACGAGUUUCUUCAGCCACCGGGAGGUCGAGAGCUUGUAUCUGAAUCCGAGAGAAUGGUAUACCCAGCACGCCCGCUCCCACGCCCUAGCCUACCACAUAAACACGCUCGUGACAUCCAUCUCCCCCCCCUCGCAAACCCUAACCUGCGCCAACGGCGACGUCAUCCCCUACGACAUCCUCGUCCUCGCCACCGGCUCCGCCGCCGUGCUCCCCAGCCCCCAAACCCCCGGCCACGACGCGCGCGGGGUAUUCGUCUACCGCACCAUCGCGGACCUGGAGCGCCUCAUCGCCUUCGGCGACGCCCACCGCGGCACCGUCGGCGCCGUCGUCGGCGGCGGGCUGCUGGGGCUGGAGGCCGCGAACGCGAUGAUGGGGCUGCGGUGCUACGAGCGGGUGCGGCUCGUCGAGCGCAACCGGUGGGUGCUGAGCCGGCAGCUGGACGCCGAGGCGGGGAGGCUGGUGAUGGAGAAGGUGGCGGGCCUGGGGCUCGAGGUCGUGCUGGAAAAGAGAGUGGCGAGGAUCGAGACGGACGCGGGGAACAACGUGGCGGGCGUCGUGUUCGAAGACGGUGGGCGGAUGGCGUGCUCGACGGUCUGCUUCGCCAUCGGCGUCAAGCCCCGCGACCAGCUGGCGAGGAGCGCGGGGAUCGAGUGUGCUGACGAGCGAGGAGGAGGAGGAGGAGGGAUCAUCGUGAACGACGACCUGAGCACGAGCAUCCCGAACAUCUACGCCGUCGGCGAGUGCGCGAGCUGGCAGAACCAGACAUUCGGGCUGAUCGCCCCGGGCAUCGAGAUGGCCGACGUCCUCUCCUUCAACCUCACGCAAGCCAAGCUCCACCGGCCCCGAGCGUUCAAGCGGCCCGACCUGAGCACGAAGCUCAAGCUUCUGGGCGUCGACGUGGCCAGCUUUGGAGACUUCUUCGCCGAUAGGGACGGGCCGAGCCAGCUACCGGCGAAGAAGGCAGCGGCGGCGGCGCGGAAGACGGCCAGCAGCGAGGGGGAGGGGGAGCCACAGGUCAAAGCGCUCGUGUACAAGGACCCGUUCGCGCAGGUGUACAAGAAGUACCUCUUCACGCGCGACGGCAAGCGCCUGCUCGGCGGGAUGAUGAUCGGCGACACGCGGGACUACGCGCGCCUCGUGGCCCUGGCCAAGAGCUCCAAAGAGCUCGACAUCCCGCCCGCGCAGCUGAUCCUCGGCGCCGCGAAGAAGAAGAAGAACAAGGAAGGAGACGACGACGACGACGGCGCGGACGACCUCGACCUCGACGACGACGCGCAGAUCUGCUCGUGCCACAACGUCAGCAAGGGGGACGUCGCGCGCCGCGUGCGCGGCGGCGCGUGCAAGACGCUCGGCGACGUCAAGGCGUGCACGAAGGCCGGCACGGGGUGCGGCGGGUGCGUGCCGCUCGUCACCAGCGUCUUCCACCAUGCCAUGGCCGAGUUGGGCGCCGAGGUGACGAACCACCUGUGCGCGCACUUCAGCUACUCGCGCGCGGACCUGUACAGCAUCGCCAAGGUUAAAAAGCUCAAGACGCUGGCCGAGGUGAUGCGGGAGGCGGGGAACGACGGGGCGUCGGAGGGGUGCGAGGCGUGCAAGCCGGCCGUGGCCAGCAUCUUGGCGUCGCUGUGGAACGCGCACGUGAUGGACAAGGCGGUGCACGGGCUGCAGGACACGAACGACCGGUACCUGGGGAACAUCCAGCGCAACGGGACGUUCUCGGUGGUGCCGCGGGUGUCGGCCGGGGAGAUCACGCCGGAGAAGCUGAUCGUGAUCGGCGAGGUCGCGAGGGAGUAUGGUCUGUACACCAAGAUUACCGGCGGGCAGCGCAUCGACAUGUUUGGUGCGAGGAAGCAGGACUUGCCUGCGAUAUGGGCGAAGCUGGUCGCGGCGGGGAUGGAGAGCGGGCAUGCGUACGCGAAGUCCCUGCGCACUGUCAAGAGCUGCGUCGGCACGACGUGGUGCCGUUUUGGUGUUGGUGACAGUGUUGGUAUGGCUGUGCGUAUCGAGGAGCGGUAUAAGAGCAUCCGCAGCCCUCAUAAGAUAAAAGGGGGCGUUAGUGGCUGCGUGCGCGAGUGUGCCGAGGCUCGGAGUAAGGACUUCGGCCUCAUCGCCACCGAAAAAGGCUUCAACAUCUUCGUAGCCGGCAACGGCGGCGCGAACCCCAAGCACUCCGUCCUCUUCGCCAAGGACGUGCCGCCCGCCGAGGUUAUCCCCAUCCUGGACCGGUACCUGAUGUUCUACAUCCAGACGGCGGACAAGCUGCAGCGCACGGCGCGGUGGCUCGAGAGCUUGCCAGGAGGGUUGAAGUACCUGCAGGCGGUCGUGCUCGAGGACAAGCUCGGGAUAUGCAAGGAGCUGGAGGCGCAGAUGCAGGCGCUUGUCGAUUCGUUCUUCGACGAGUGGGCGGCUGCGGUGAGCGAUCCGAAGAUCGUGAGCAAGUUCCGGCAGUUCGCGAACGACACUCCCAUUCUUACCCCGGUUACCACUACGGCCAUCGCCAGCAGCAACGGUAAUAUGGAUAACAACACGGACAGCAAAAACAACUGCACCGCCAACGAUGAGGUCCUCGUCGAAAUAGAAUCCCAAACCGAGCGCGGCCAAACCCGCCCCGUCGCCUGGCCCAAGGAAUCCGCCCUUGAUAACUUCAAGGGCCUACGCUCAACCUGGGCAAGCACGUCCUGGCAGCCGGUCCUCUCAGCCUCCUACUUCGCGGGCGCCGACGACCAGCCCAACGGCAUCAGCGCGGCAAUCCGGCGCGGGGACACCCAGCUGGCGGUGUGGCGCGUCCGGGGGCGGUACUACGCCACGCAGCAGAUGUGUCCGCACAAGCGGACGUUCGCGCUGUCGGAUGGGCUGGUUGGGUUGGACGUUGCUUCUCCCCCUUCUCCCACAACCCCCUCCUCCACAUUACCCCCAUCCUCUUCAACCAUCCCUAAUACUACCCCUUCCCCCGACCCAAAAUCAGCAGCAGCAGCAGCAGCAGGAGAAAAAACACCCUACAUAUCCUGCCCCUACCACAAACGCAACUUCUCGCUAGCCCGCGGCGACUGCCGCAACGACUCCUCCCUCUCCAUCGCCACCUUCGCCGCCGAGGAGCGCCCCGAUGGGCUCGUCUACCUCUUGUUACCACCCGUCGCGGAACUAGACGCCGCGCUGGGGACUACGAGGUGGAAGGUGCGGAAGGAGGACGGGGAGGCUGAUACAACGGUUGAAACGAAGACACCGCGGCGGGCUGGGAGGAAGGCUGGUGUUAAAGUUCUGGGAGCGGCGAUGAAUGGGUCGAUAGAGGUGCUGCCUGCGGGAGUGGGAGGAGGAGGAGGGUGUGGCGCUGCGCCGGAUUGGUAGGGGAUGGGAGGGUUUAGUGUACAUACCUACAACAUAUACAUACUAAGUUAUCAACGACUACAUCGAAAAUCCCUAAGAAUAAAAUGAUAGUAUUAGCUUUACCUACUUGAUAAUUUUGCUAGGCAGAACAUAACCCAUCGUCGUGCUUAAGAG